This is a messenger RNA of Oppia nitens, 1340 nucleotides long. RefSeq lists its product as uncharacterized. NCBI's taxonomy places the organism in Eukaryota, Metazoa, Arthropoda, Arachnida, Sarcoptiformes, Oppiidae. The record is from RefSeq and is a predicted model, not a curated record. The transcript has 3 exons. The coding region runs from base 114 to 1340 and encodes 408 amino acids.
UAUAUCAUCUAUUGGUAGGACUGGGAUGUUUGGUCGGCUGUUUACUACAGGUAUACUACAUAAGCGACAUAUACUUUCAAUAUCCGACAACAACUAUUGUCAAAUACGAUACAAUGGUAGCAGUCGGCACCACCAACACCACCACCACCACCGGCAAUGAUAAGGGACAGCAAAGGGACGACCAAUUUUACAAACAGAUAGUCGACUAUAUUAACAGUUUGUCGAUUAGGGAUCAGUUUAAGGCUAUGUAUACAGCGGAUCAUGUGUUUGGCGAGGACUGUUGGGUUAUUAGGCCGAUGCUGUUUACCGCUAAUAAUAACAAUAAUACUACAGGCGAUUACAUACCGUGUCGAUUGGUUGGACCAAUCAGACGGUCGGUCGACUAUUUUAAUCAAUGUUUUACUAUAUUUUCGCAAAACACCGAUAGCUUGAGGACAGUUGUCAAUAAUCAUAGCUAUAGUGGGAACCGGCGUUUUACUAUCGAUUUCGAUACAACUAUUCAAAACUAUUGGCUGGAAAUUAUGAAUCUGAAAAUAUUGGCAAAAAACAACAUACCGUCAGUUAAUUUGUUUAUACAUUCGGGCGAUCGUCGGAUAUACGACUCGUGGGACUACAAUAUGAUUACCGUUGACUACCGUCGGCGGACAAAAUCGUGUAUAAAAUAUCAUAAAACACGUGUCCAACUGAUGCCCUGGCCCUAUGAAACCCAGUGUGUGGACAAUCACAUGGGCAGUGAUAGGUCGGGAGUAGGAGGACGGGGAGGACGGGUAUAUCGAUCGUAUUUGGAUUGUCUGAUUCAAUGCAAAAUACAUGAACUCCGAAAGCGGCCAGAUUUUCUGGGUGGCCAAUGGCCGGGAAAUUUUUUGAUAGAUGAAUCGGAUACAGGUGCUGCUAAUGAUAAUCAUACUAUGAUUAUUAAUGUUAUUGAACUAAUGGGCGACAAUACAAGUGCUGAUUUGACGAUUGGCCGUAAGUGUCGACACCAGUGCGGCCAACAACAGGAUUGCCGAAAAAGUUAUUAUACUUUUUUUGAAACAAAAUUUCUAAACAAAUCGGAAACCAUGUUUGUUAUGGAUGUCUUUCCUCCCGAUCUACCCGACCUACUGGUCCUACAUUCGGCUAAACUACAACUGGAAGAGUUCGGGUGCUAUUUGGCCAGUAUUUUCUCGCUAUGGUUUGGCCUAUCAAUACUAACCGUUUGGCAAACUGUUGGCAACAGUUGUCGACAACUAAAUGAAUUGGUUAUCACAUAUAAAUCCCGAUUGAAACUAGUGGUCAACAAUCCCGUACUGAUUGUCGGUACUCGGGUUAAGUUAUCACGAUCUGAUCAAAUCAAUUAA